Messenger RNA from Drosophila eugracilis, 3023 nucleotides. Its product is annotated as mucin-2-like. Lineage: Eukaryota; Metazoa; Arthropoda; Insecta; Diptera; Drosophilidae. The coding region runs from base 1 to 2874 and encodes 957 amino acids. The record is from RefSeq and is a predicted model, not a curated record. The transcript is spliced from 4 exons.
AUGAGGAUCACCAUUGGUUUUCUGAUUGGUACUUAUAUUUCCACCUCCCUGUGGCUGUCAAACGACAGCACCUCCCUGUGGCUGUCAAACAACAGCACCACCCUGUGGCUGUCAAACAACAGCACCACCCUGUGGCUGUCAAACGACAGCACCACCCUGUGGCUGUUCUUCGACUCCACAGCCCUAACCUCCGCAUCUACACCAUGCACUGAAAAGUCCACUACAAGAAAGUCCACCACAAAGAACCCAUCCACUCCAAAGCCCACCACUCCUAGAACCACGCAAUCGACUCCCUGCACUGAAACAACGAAGUCUACCACAAGGCACCCCACUACCCAGAGCCCAACCAAAUCAACACCUUGCACCGAAAAAACCACCACAAGGAAGUCCACCACCAAGAAUACCACCACACAAAGACCCACCAAAUCAACACCUUGUACCGAAAAAACCACCACAAGGCACCCCACUACCCAAAGCCCAACCAAAUCAACACCUUGCACCGAAAAAACCACCACAACGAAGUCCACCACUAAGAAUCCCACAACGCAAGGACCAACCAAAUCAACACCUUGUACCGAAAAAACCACCACAAGGAGGUCCACCACCAAGAAUCCCACCACACAAAGACCGACCAAAUCAACACCUUGCACCGAAAAAACCACUACAAGGAAGUCCACCACCAAGAAUCCCACCACACAAAGACCCACCAAAUCAACACCUUGUACCGAAAAAACCACCACAAGGCACCCCACUACCCAGAGCCCAACCAAAUCAACACCUUGCACCGAAAAAACCACCACAAGGAAGUCCACCACCAAGAAUCCCACCACACAAAGACCAACCAAAUCAACACCUUGUACCGAAAAAACCACCACAAGGAAGUCCACCACCAAGAAUCCCACCACUUUAAGACCCACCAAAUCAACACCUUGUACCGAAAAAACCACCACAAGGAAGUCCACCACCAAGAAUCCCACCACACAAAGACCAACCAAAUCAACACCUUGUACCGAAAAAGCCACCACCAGGAAGUCCACCACCGAGAAUCCCACCACAUUAAGACCAACCAAAUCAACACCUUGUACCGAAAAAACCACCACAAGGCACCCCACUACCCAAAGACCAACCAAAUCAACACCUUGCACUGAAAAAACCACUACAAGGAGGUCCACCACCAAGAAUCCCACCACACAAAGACCAACCAAAUCAACACCUUGUACCGAAAAAACCACCACAAGGAAGUCCACCACCAAGAAUCCCACCACACUAAGACCCACCAAAUCAACACCUUCCCAACCAAAUCAACACCUUGCACCGAAAAAACCACCACAAGGGAAGUCCACCACCAAAAAUCCCACCACACAAAGACCAACCAAAUCAACACCUUGUACCGAAAAAACCACCACAAGGAAGUCCACCACCAAGAAUCCCACCACAUUAAGACCCACCAAAUCAACACCUUGUACCGAAAAAACCACCACAAGGCACCCCACUACCCAAAGACCAACCAAAUCAACACCUUGCACUGAAAAAACCACUACAAGGAGGUCCACCACCAAGAAUCCCACCACACAAAGACCAACCAAAUCAACACCUUGUACCGAAAAAACCACCACAAGGCACCCCACUACCCAAAGCCCAACCAAAUCAACACCUUGCACCGAAAAAACCACCACCAGGAAGUCCACCACCAAGAAUCCCACCACACAAAGACCAACCAAAUCAACACCUUGUACCGAAAAAACCACCACAAGGAAGUCCACCACCAAGAAUCCCACCACAUUAAGACCCACAAAAUCAACACCUUGUACCGAAAAAACCACCACAAGGCACCCCACUACCCAAAGACCAACCAAAUCAACACCUUGCACUGAAAAAACCACUACAAGGAGGUCCACCACCAAGAAUCCCACCACACAAAGACCCACCAGAUCAACACCUUGCACUGAAAAAACCACUACAAGGAGGUCCACCACCAAGAAUCCCACCACACAAAGACCAACCAAAUCAACACCUUGUACCGAAAAAACCACCACAAGGAAGUCCACCACCAAGAAUCCCACGACACUAAGACCCACCAAAUCAACACCUUGUACCGAAAAAACCACCACAAGGCACCCCACUACCCAAAGACCAACCAAAUCAACACCUUGCACUGAAAAAACCACUACAAGGAGGUCCACCACCAAGAAUCCCACCACACAAAGACCCACCAGAUCAACACCUUGCACUGAAAAAACCACUACAAGGAGGUCCACCACCAAGAAUCCCACCACACAAAGACCCACCAGAUCAACACCUUGCACUGAAAAAACCACUACAAGGAGGUCCACCACCAAGAAUCCCACCACACAAAGACCCACCAAAUCAACACCUUGCACUGAAAAAACGACUACAAGAAGGUCCACCACCAAGAACCCCACCACUCUAAGACCCACAACGGAAAGACCAACCAAAUCAACACCUUGUACCGAAAAAACCACCACAAGGAAGUCAACCACCAAGAACCCCACCACACAAAGACCAACCAAAUCGACACCUUGUACCGAAAAAAGCACCACAAGGAACCCCACCACUCAUAGGCCCACCACUCAAGGAACUACGAAAUCGACAACCUGCACUGAAAAAUCCACCACGAAGAACCCCACCACGAAGAAUCCCACAACGAAGAGUCCCACCACUAUUAGGCCCACUACUCAAAGACCCACCACAAAGCCUGGCUGUGGUUGCAAGCCAUGUGGACCCGGUGGUGAAAUUUGCCAAGGAUGCCCAUCGCAUGACAAAUUGUGCCAGGAAUUGUUGAAUGACCUCACGAAUCUGGAGGACCAGAUCAGGAAAUGUGUUUGCGGAGAGCCCCAAUGGCUACUGGAAUAAAGGACGGAAUUGGGCAUGACAAAACUAUAGCAAAAGACAAGUUCUUAAUUCCACUUAGAAAGAAUUGAUACAAAGUAACAUUCUACUCUAUAAGAAUAGAGAACUUGGCAGAUAGACAAGGAUAAUCUACUGAUCACUUCAUAUAUAUA